Molecule: messenger RNA, 465 nt
Organism: Acanthosepion pharaonis
Lineage: Eukaryota; Metazoa; Mollusca; Cephalopoda; Sepiida; Sepiidae
Source: the annotation of a GenBank genome assembly
AUGCUAUGUCUCUUUUUCUUUGCUCACAUUAUGACAGGAUACAGGGAUGAUAAUUACACUCUCUCUUCCCUCUUCUAUGCUAUGGAUGAUAAUGCACACUUCCUUCUUCUUUUUCUCUUUCUCUACUUUAUGACGGGAUACAGGGAUGAUAUUAAGCACACUCUUCCCUCUUCUAUGCUCUGUCUCUUUUCUCUCUUGCAUUAUGACAGGAUACAGGGGAUGAUAUUAAGCACCUCUUCCCUCUUCAAUGCUCUGGAUGAUAUUAAGCACUCUUCCCUCUUCUAUGCUGUCUCUUUUUUCUCUGCUUGCAUUAUGACAGGAUACAGGGAUGAUAUUAAGCACACUCUUCCCUCUUCUAUGCAGUGUCUCUUUUUCUCUGCUUACAUUAUGACAGGAUACAGGGAUGAUAUUAAGCACACUCUUCCCUCUUCUGUGCUAUGUCUCUUUUCUCUGCUUACAUUGUGA